CUUUGCCUUUCUAUGUACUACGAAACUGAUCUGUGAGCAGAGAGAGAUUAUCUGCUUCAGUGAUUUUUGACUUUGAGUCAACUUCCUUGAAUAGUCAAAUCACAGUCUUGGGAACCUAUACAGGUUGGUUGCUAGACCGAAAUACAUUGACAGUUACACUGUUCUUCAACAAAGGGGGAAGUGCCAUCGCGUUCUAAGCUCUUGAGUCUGUUGACAUGGCGGGCCAAGCUGUGAUUUUGACGCAGCCACAGAUGCAGCAGGUUGUGGUUGUCCAGCCACAGCGAGCCCACUGGCAGACAGGGCUAUGCGACUGCUGCACUGACUGUGGAGUGUGCUGCUGUGGAUUCUUUUGCACCCCUUGUCUGGGAUGCCAGGUUGCUUCUGACAUGAAUGAAUGCUGCUGCUGUGGCCCAACCGUGGCAAUGAGGGCUGUCUACAGGACCAAAUAUCAGAUCCCCGGAUCCAUCUGUGAUGAUUUCUGCACCAUCCUGUGUUGUCCUGUUUUAUCCCUUUGCCAGAUAAAGAGGGAUAUCAACAGGAGGCGAGAAUUAGGAAUCUUCUAGGCAGAUUUGCGUUUGUUCCCAUUUCUGAAUGCUGCCACCUGGUGAUGCUGUUUGAGCAUUCUGUAUCUCACUUUACAUCUGGCUAAUGUGCGGUCUGAGCCACAAGACCUUCAAGUGGAAUAGAUUUAAAGUACCACUGGACUCCUAUUUCAUUUUGCUGUUACGGACUCAAACGGCGAACCAUCUGGAAUGAUUGUGUUUCUAGCUAGUAAACCUGAAACUUUAUUAUUAUAAAAUGUCUGUUUUCAAUGUAGUAUUGCUUUUCAAUUUUACUGGACUUAAAGAUCUCCCAUUGUUUCCCUGUCUCUUAGGAGUUUCUGAUAGCAUCUAACUGAUCCAGUGUGUUUGUAUUUUUUUUUUUGCUCUAAAUUAGCCAUUUCUUUUAUUAGAUCUUGCUUUUGGAGUUUCUUUCUUUUUUAACAUACAAAGCUAGAAUAAUUUAGACAGCCUCGCAGAACUGAUUUGAAGGCAUCCCACCAAGAGAUUGCUGGCAUGUUUUCUUUAAAAUAGCUUUCAUAAAUUUCCUCAUUAUUCAGGAACAAGCCAUUUAAUCUCCAUGGAUGUGCUUGCUUAUGCGUCUUAUGCAACAUGAAAGUGCACGUAAGACCAUACGCUCAAACCAACAUACGCUGCACGUAUGCUUCAAAUGUGGUGUAAUUUCAAGUCUAUUCCAGAGCAAGCCUAGUGCACAUUUAAAUAAAAGGCAUCAUCUUUAGGAUAUGGACUCUUCCAAACCUCUACUAAUUCCAGUUCAGGUGUCAGCCUAGGACCCGGGAGACCCAAAUUCAAACACAUACUCUGCUAUGGAAGCUUACGGAGUAACCUUGGGUUAGUCACUCACUGUCAUCUUAACCUACCUCACAGGGUUGUUGUGAGGAUAACACAGAGGAGAAAAGAACUGGGUAUACUGAACUGAGCUCCUUGGAGGAAG
Messenger RNA from Gekko japonicus, 1494 nucleotides. RefSeq names its product placenta-specific gene 8 protein-like. Gene Ontology annotation, biological process: positive regulation of transcription by RNA polymerase II. The record is from RefSeq and is a predicted model, not a curated record. The coding region runs from base 216 to 563 and encodes 115 amino acids. NCBI's taxonomy places the organism in Eukaryota, Metazoa, Chordata, Lepidosauria, Squamata, Gekkonidae. The transcript has 5 exons.